AUGUACAAGGAUUCACAGAAUCAGAUCAUGUGCUUCAAGUUACAGUAUUGUUGCCAUAGUCUCAAUCCUUCACAUAUGUGCUGAAGUUUUCAAUUGUUCACUCAGUGUAGCCACAGAGGCACUUUGAUUUGAUAAGGAAGUUUUUGUUUUUAGGAGUAUUGUGAUGAGGGCUGCCCCUCCCCACAGCCUGUCUGACUCACUGGACAUUCUUGAACUGCUCCUCCUGGGACAGUUCGCUGGAUCCUUGAACCCCAAUGACAGAUCAGUGUAAUGAAGUUAUCUCAUUAGAUGAAUAGCCAAAGUGGCUGGAAUGUGUGGUGAAUCCAAUUGAGCCUUCUGUCCUGUCAACUUAAGCCAAGUCAUGAGACCUUAAUGACGGCUAACUUGAUUAAGGAGACAAGGCCUGUGACGUGACUGUUGUCUGUUUUGCAUCAAGCCAUCCCUUGAUUUGGUCUUUGAGAUGGUGAUCUAAGGGAGUUUCGGAGAACUUAUGGUCGAUUUUAUUCACAGGUUGUCCUGUUAUUACUUUGAUCCAUAUGGGUCUGAGCUGGACGCAAUGCUGGAAAGAGGAGUUCAAGGAGGAGUUUUCCCUGACCAAACUCCAUCUUUCGCUCUCUAGAUCAGAGUUCCUGCUGCAGCCACAGGUAUUUAUGGAUAGACAGACAGAUGUCAGUCAUGCUGAUCUACUGAGAUUAAUUUUCACUGACACGGAACCACCAGGCUCCUCUUUUUGUAGGCUUGGGGAUUCUGAGCUUGUCCAAGGGCAACAGGUGUAGUCUUUGUAUUUCAAAUUAGACUACUGACUCUGUCCUCUUGUCCCUCUCUCCCAAAGUGGGGCAUAGCCCCUUGGGUCUGUUUGCUGUACAGGGUCUUCAUGUUGCUCUACACCCUGAUUUGGUGUAUGUACUCUAGCCUGCUGUUCUCCAAUCUCAAGUGGCUUCUUCAGCCACCUGACCUACUGCCUGAUGGUCAUCUACCACCUGGUUGCUUCCUGUAACCUGGCCUGUGCCACAGUCCUAGUCAGGUGCCACUGCAGGGACCAAAGAAAGACUUGCUCUGGAGGGGACCAAACUAGAGAGCGUGGAAUCGGAGCAGAGCCCUUGGGUCCUUUCCCUCUCCCCUCUCUCCUCUUCAUCUCCCUGAGACUGCAGUGGUUCCUCCACAGCCUGAUGUGUGCCUUCUGCCUCGCUGUGUCCUUCCCCUACUGGAGUCUUGACUACCCCAUGGAGCACCACCCUCUUUUCCCAUUCAACCUCAACAUGCACGUGGGAAAUUCUGCCCAGGCCCUGCUGGACCUUCUCCUAUCAGCAACGCCCAUCUACCUGGCCCACUACCUCUAUCAGCUCCUCAUUGGCUGCCUUUACAUCCUGUUUGCUGUGGUCUUCUGGCUGGCAGGCCAAACCAACCUCAGUGGAAAGCCCUACAUUUACAAGGUACUGGACUUUGGAGGGUGCCCCUUGGUGGCCACUCUGUGUGUGCUUUGCUUUGUUCUGGUCUGCUUUCCCCUCUGUCACUUCCUGGUGUGGAAGUGGUGGGGGGAGCGUGCGGCCCGUGCCGGUCUCCCUCUUGGACCCAUUCUCCUCAGUGUUAACCCCCAGGAGGAGGGGAGAGGUCUGCGGCGAUGGGGCCACUCAGUCCCUACUCUCAUCCACCACCAGUCAUUUCUACAGUGCUGUCACUGUCUACCUCUGAGGUCCAGUCUGAACUAACAUAGAGCUUGAUGCCAUGUUGUUUUACAUGUUCUCCAUAAUGUCAUCCAUCUGUGUUGUCCGGUCCCUGUCAGGCCAAACAAUACAAUGCUUAACAGAUCUUCUCUUCACUUUGUAGUGUGUGGUGUUAUAGUUGCCUGGUCCAAGAGGUAACAUCACAGUGGCCAAACUAUGUUAGUAUUUGCAUCACCAGGGGGCAGUAACAGUAUUAGUUGCUUUGAUCACCGUGUUCAGCCUUGGUCAUUUCACAUCGUAAGAUGGCUAAUUUAUUGAUACUACAUGAUUAACACUGAGAUUCUAGAGUAGGCUCAAGUUGGGAGUGGGAGUAACAAGUCAGUAAUAACAUGCUGGUUUUAGGGUUGUUGUUUUUAUAUUUUAUCGAAACUACAAAACUGUGGAUGGAUCCUACUUGCAGAAUACACAGGCCACGGUUGUCCUGUCCAUCCUCACACAAAGCAAAUAACACAGCUGCACAUGAAGUCUAAAAUAUGAAUGAGGCUUAUGUGAGCAGAAUGGUGUGCCAAUGAAGAAAAUAUAUGGUAAUUUGACAUUAAGAAAAUUGUGGGACUUGCUCUAUCUGUUUAAAAUAAUUGUUGUGGUAGUUGAAGAAGUUAUUACAUGUGUUUACUUAAACAAAACAAACAAAGCAGUUAAAAUAUAGUGAAGGUUAAAUGUAAAAUA
Molecule: messenger RNA, 2390 nt
Organism: Oncorhynchus nerka (sockeye salmon)
Lineage: Eukaryota; Metazoa; Chordata; Actinopteri; Salmoniformes; Salmonidae
Exons: 2
Coding region: 966-1709 (247 amino acids)
Cellular component (GO): membrane
Source: RefSeq, a predicted model, not a curated record